Messenger RNA from Thamnophis sirtalis, 1923 nucleotides. It is a transcript of the gene DNAJC30, whose product is annotated as DnaJ heat shock protein family (Hsp40) member C30. The record is from RefSeq and is a predicted model, not a curated record. Lineage: Eukaryota; Metazoa; Chordata; Lepidosauria; Squamata; Natricidae.
UGAGCUUCCUUUCUGGGCUACCGGUUGAUUUUGCUUAAGGCGGUCGGGUAAGUCAAGAUGGCAGAGGUCGCGGGUGAGCGAGCCGUCGGCUUUUAAAGGCGUUGCCUAUGGCCCUGGCAAGGUCGCAGCGCCAGUCAAGGGCCUCCUCUGUGCUCGCCUCAGAUCUCCUCUGGCCGUCCUAUGGAGCCGGUCUUAGGCCCAAAGCAGCGCUGCCCACUCUUGUCUUUUCCGUCGCCUUUCGUGAGCGAUCAGGUCCUGGCCAGGAAGGGGAAGGGGGAGGAAACGUUUGGCGCCGUCCUCAACGAAAGGACCUGUACGAAUUGCUGGGAGUCCAAAGCAACGCCACUCAGGCCCAAAUUAAGACCGCUUACUACCGACAGUCCUUCCUCUACCACCCGGAUCGCAAUGCGGGCAGCGUGGAGGCGGCCGAUCGCUUCAUCCACAUCACUCAGGCCUACCAGGUGCUGGGCAGCCUCAGCCUGCGCAAGAAGUACGACCGUGGCCUCCUCACCCAGAAGGACAUUUCCAACGCCAAGAAGCCCUCGGGCAAAAGUAAAGCAGCAGCUUCUGCUGCUCAGACAGUGUACAAGAGGAAGCCGGUUUACACCUCUGGCCACCCUUCAGGCAAGCCCAUCUUCAACUUCGAUGAAUUCUACCGAGCCCAUUACGGCGAGCAGUUGGAACGGGAGCGCCUGAUGCGCCUAAAGCAGCAAGAAAUGCAGGAGCGCAAAAAGGCCAUGGAGGAGGACAAAUACAAAUUCCUUGAGAGUUUUCUCCUCGUGAUGUUUUUAUCCGGCGUCAUGCUCCUACUCAGACACCAGUGAAGAGAGGAGAAAGUUGUGCUGACUUUGCAUGCUGAUCUCUUGGGGAAGCUUUGGAAGCAGGAGAAACAGAAAAAACUGGCGAGACAUUUUGUGAACUUUCUGCUGCAGGACACUCAGCAGCUUUUGGGUUGUUACACCACCAGUCUCUUGCGGAAGUUGCAUCUAGCGCCCAAAGGACUUUACAGUUUUAGAAGGAUUUGAAACAGGCAUAGUUUUACAUAGUUAAUUGUCCAUGCUUAACAACCCCGGGAGAAGGGAUAUAGGUGCUUGCCCAUGAAAAAUAUUAUCGUCAGAUGCCACUUCUAAUAGCAUGAAAUUCUUCCUCUUCCUUUAAGUCAAGAGUGGAAGGAUUUGAGGGUGGGGGGGCUUUCCUUUUCACGGGUUGAAAACGUUGCUGGUUUUGUACAGGCAUAUUUAUACGAUUGUUGAGACUUGUCCUGGAUUUGGGCCCAAGGCUGCUGCAGAAUGUAAAAAUACAGAAAGAAAUUGGAACGUUAUGAACAAAUGUUUCAUUUUUGUUAAAGCAUUCAAAUAGAGGGACAGUUUCUGUACAGUUUGACUUCUGGUACUGAGAGCCAAUCAUGUCUUUAUCCUAAAUAUAAUUUAAUUGGAUAAACUGACCACUGUGGGCUUUUUGCAGAUUGUAUCGUAUAGCUGUACUGUGGUUUCCUUAUGUCUACAAAACGUUCAAACCACACACAAACAUAAAUUUAUACACACGCACUUUGUUUUAAAAUUUCAAAAGCACAAAGAUUGAUGAUACAUGUUAUUGAGCUAUCUUUAACUAUGACAUGUUUUACAUUAACAUUGGGGAUGACUUAGAAUAGUGUCCAAAAUGUGCUUUUUAAUUGAAGAUGAUGUUCUCUGCAGUAAUCUUUCUAGGGCUUCCCCUUCCCCCUCUAAAACUGCAUUUACACAGUAUUGUUUAAGCUGUUUUAUUUAUCAAUUUUCUUAACUGACCCCAACCCAAGCAAUUGUGUAAUUGAAUUCUCCCAUUUUCCCACACUGUAUUAAAUCAUUAACAAAUCAAACAAUGGGAUUGCAUAAUAGGAUCCCAGAAACCAGAACAUAAAAACAAGCCAAAUUUAGUAUAUUGUAC